AUGGUGACGAAUGAGACCAGACCGUACCAGGGUGUUCGUGUGAAGGACCCGGUCAAAGAGCUGCUAAGGAGGAAAAGAUCUUUGGACCAGAAGAAUGUGCGAAUGGAGGCGUUCACAGAUGACCAGCCACCAUACUCCCAGGCUUCAGCUGAUGUGGCUGAUGGAUCGGUGUGUGCCGAUUACAAGCCACUGCCUCCUCCUGCCAGUGUUGGACUGCAGUCGACUUCUACACACUGGUCCUCUUCUGACAUCGCCCUGCAGGACCCUUCAGUUCAGAUGGCCACCUAUAUUGCAGCUCCCUCUCUGGCUGCAGAUCGCUGCAUGCAGACACUGUGUCCCAGCUACACCAUGCUGACCUACACACACACACCAGUUCUCACUAACUUUCAGACUAUUCCUGUGGCCCCAGCUACGUCCUCAAUUUCACAUACGCAGGUUCCAGAAACAGGGUUGACGAUCAUCCCGUGGGCCCAACCUUUUACCACCCUAUCCACCAUGUGCAGUCCUCCUGGACCCCCUUUGGUCAGCAGCUCAGCAGCCAUACCAGCAGCUCCUCUGCGCCAUAUGCCCCUGCCAUUGGGUCCCCACCUCCAAAUGCUGAACCACCAGAUGGACCCAGACUCAUCGAUGACUUUGAAUGAGGAUGUCGAGGUAAAGCCGCCAUCGCCAAAUCUGCUGGAUAAAUUACUGGAGGAUCAAAAAGAAGAAGGAGCAGUGGAGGACAGGGACUGUCCAUUUUGUUUGUAG
Messenger RNA from Synchiropus splendidus (mandarinfish), 747 nucleotides. Its product is annotated as POU domain class 2-associating factor 1. The coding region runs from base 1 to 747 and encodes 248 amino acids. Gene Ontology annotation, molecular function: DNA binding; POU domain binding. NCBI's taxonomy places the organism in Eukaryota, Metazoa, Chordata, Actinopteri, Syngnathiformes, Callionymidae. The record is from RefSeq and is a predicted model, not a curated record. The transcript has 5 exons.